Molecule: messenger RNA, 5532 nt
Organism: Equus caballus (horse)
Lineage: Eukaryota; Metazoa; Chordata; Mammalia; Perissodactyla; Equidae
Gene: ATP10A
Product: ATPase phospholipid transporting 10A (putative)
Biological process (GO): phospholipid translocation
Cellular component (GO): plasma membrane
Molecular function (GO): ATPase-coupled intramembrane lipid carrier activity; ATP hydrolysis activity; magnesium ion binding
Source: RefSeq, a predicted model, not a curated record
AAAGAUUCCAGAAUUAUGGAGCAGUGUGACUCACGGAGCCUUGGAAUCUUAGAGUGGAAUGUAGAUGGGAACAAACAAGGCCCUUCUGAGAAGGCCUGUCUUCUUGCCCUGUGGCUGGGCAGGGAGUCCAGAGGGGCGGAAUUAAAUCAGCAAUUUGAUGCCAGUUCCCCCGAGGGCCUCAAAGGACCUCCGCUUGAGGACUCAGCAUUUGACUUUGUAAACAGUAAACUCCAGGGCGGGGAGUUCGAGCCGCCGCGCCCGGCCGCGGGCGAUGAUCGUCUAGGAGGCUGGCGCGGGCGGGCGCGAGCGGAGGAGGAGCCGGCGCAGGGACACGCGGCUAUGGAGCGGGAGCCGGCGGCGGCCGAGGAGCCCGCGCCCCCGGGGCGGCGGUGGCGGUGGCGGCGACGGCGGCGCCGGGAGGGCAGGAAGCGCACGGUGCGCUCCAACCUGAUGCCGCCACCGGGUGCUGAGGACACCGCGGCAGGAGCGGCCAAGGGCGCGCGGCGGCGGCAGUGCGGGGGCGCCCAGCACCUGGCGGACAACCGGCUCAAGACCACCAAGUACACUCUACUAUCCUUCCUGCCCAAGAACCUGUUCGAGCAGUUCCACCGCGUGGCCAACGUGUACUUCGUCUUCAUCGCGAUGCUCAACUUUGUGCCAGCGGUGAACGCCUUCCAGCCUGGCCUGACGCUGGCGCCCGUGCUGUUCAUCCUGGCCGUCACGGCCUUCAAGGACCUGUGGGAGGACUACAGCCGCCACCGCUCGGACCACGAGAUCAACCACCUGGGUUGUCUCGUGUUCAGCAGGGAAAAAAAGCAGUAUGUGAACCGAUUCUGGAAAGAAAUCCACGUGGGAGAUUUUGUGCGUCUUCGCUGCAACGAGAUCAUCCCUGCGGACAUUCUGCUGCUCUCCUCCAGCGACCCCGAUGGGCUGUGCCACAUUGAGACUGCCAACCUAGACGGAGAGACCAACCUGAAGCGGCGGCAGGUGGUCCGCGGCUUCUCUGAGCAUGUCUCUGAAUUCAAUCCUUUGACCUUCACCAGCGUAAUCGAGUGUGAGAAGCCAAACAACGACCUGACUAGGUUUCGUGGUUGCAUCAUACACGAUAAUGGGAAGAAGGCUGGGCUGUACAAAGAAAACCUGUUGCUGCGAGGCUGCACCAUCCGAAACACAGAGGCCGUUGUCGGCAUCGUCAUCUACGCGGGACACGAAACCAAGGCUCUGCUGAAUAACAGCGGGCCCCGCUACAAGCGCAGCCAGCUUGAGAGGCAGAUGAACUGCGAUGUGCUCUGGUGUGUCCUCCUCCUUGUUUUUAUGUCUCUGUUCUCAGCGAUUGGACACGGACUAUGGGUGUGGCGGUACAAAGAGAAGAAGUCAUUGUUCGAUGUUCCCGAGUCUGAUGGGAGCUCUUUGUCCCCAGUCACAGCUGCAGUGUACUCAUUUUUGACCAUGAUAAUAGUUCUGCAGGUUUUGAUCCCAAUUUCCUUAUAUGUUUCCAUUGAAAUUGUGAAAGUCUGCCAAGUGUACUUCAUUAACCAGGAUGUAGAGUUGUACGAUGAAGAAACAGACUCACAGCUGCAGUGUCGAGCUCUGAACAUCACGGAAGACUUAGGGCAGAUACAGUACAUCUUCUCAGAUAAAACGGGCACUUUAACUGAGAAUAAGAUGGUUUUCCGAAGAUGCACUGUGUCUGGUAUAGAAUAUUCUCAUGAUGCAAAUGCCCGGCGUCUAGCCAAGUACCAGGAGGCGGACUCUGAGGAGGAAGAGAUGGUGCCCAGAGGGAGCUCGCUGCCCCAGCGCGGCAGCAUUGGGAGCCACCAGAGUGUCCACAUCAUGCACAGGAUCCAGAGCACCAAGACGCACCGGCGCACGGGCAGCCGGGCGGAGGCCAAGCGGGCCAGCAUGCUGUCCAAGCACACGGCCUUCAGUAGUCCCAUGGAGAAAGACAUUGCACCUGACCCAAAGCUGUUUGAGAAGGUGAGUGAGUGUGACAGGUGCCUGGCCGUCGCUAGGCACCAGGAGCACCCACUGGCCCACCUCUCGCCAGAGCUGUCUGAUGUUUUCGACUUCUUCAUUGCACUCACCAUCUGCAACACAGUGGUUGUCACAUCCCCGGAUCAGCCACGACAAAAGGUGAGGGGGAGGUUUGAGCUGAAGUCCCCGGUAAAGACAAUAGAAGACUUCCUCCGGAGGUUCACACCCAGCCGCCUGACCUCGGGCAGCAGCAGCAUUGGGAGCCUGGCCACCAAGUCCACCCAUAAGUCGGGGUCCAGCUUUCUGUCCACCCUGUCCAACAAUAGCACGCUGCUCAGACUGGAGGAGAGGUUGGGCCAGCCCACGCCAGCCAUCACCAGCAAUGGCUACAGCAGCGGGGCUGAGGGCUGGUCUCCGGAGCCGGCCGCUCGGGAGCAGGAGCCGGAGAGGGAGCUAGAGCAGGCACAGGAGCAAGAGCAGGAGCUGCGCUAUGAGGCCGAGAGCCCUGAUGAGGCUGCGCUCGUGUAUGCCGCCAGGGCCUACAACUGCGCGCUGGCGGACCGGCUGCAUGACCAGGUGUCCGUGGAACUUCCCCACCUGGGCAGGCUCACCUUCGAGCUCCUGCAUACACUGGGUUUUGACUCCAUCCGCAAGAGGAUGUCGGUGGUGAUUCGGCACCCGCUCACGGACGAGAUCUACGUCUACACCAAGGGGGCGGACUCCGUGAUUAUGGACCUGCUGCUGCCCUGCUCCUCAGACGAUGCCAGAGGAAGGCAUCAAAAGAAAAUCCAAAGCAUGACUCAGAAUUACCUGAACCUGUAUGCGGUGGAAGGCCUGCGCACCUUGUGCAUCGCCAAGAGGGUUCUGAGUAAGGAAGAGUAUGCCUGUUGGUUGCAAAGCCACCUGGAAGCAGAAUCCUCCCUGGACAACCGUGAGGAGCUCCUCUUUCAGUCUGCCAUCCGCCUGGAGACGAAUCUGCAUCUGCUGGGUGCCACUGGGAUUGAAGACCGCCUACAGGAUGGAGUCCCCGAAACCAUUACUAAAUUGCGUCAAGCAGGACUUCAGAUUUGGGUUCUCACCGGUGACAAACAAGAAACAGCCAUUAACAUUGCGUACGCCUGCAAACUUCUGGACCAUGAUGAGGACAUCAUCACCCUGAAUGCUGAAUCCCGGGAGGCAUGCGCAGCCCUGCUGGACCAGUGCCUACACUACGUGCGGUCCACAAGCCCCUGCAGCACUCCUGAGAAGACUAUGGACAACAUGAGCGUGGGAUUCUCCCCUCUCGGCGCCCCCUCCACGUCUACCACUUCUGACCCCAGCCCAAGCCUUGUGAUUGAUGGGAGAAGUCUGGCCUAUGCCCUUGAGAAAAAUCUAGAGGAUAAAUUUCUUUUCCUCGCUAAGCAGUGCCGGUCAGUCCUUUGCUGUCGGUCGACACCCCUGCAGAAGAGCAUGGUGGUGAAGCUGGUCAGAAGCAAGCUCAAGGCCAUGACUCUGGCCAUAGGAGACGGAGCCAAUGAUGUCAGCAUGAUCCAGGUGGCAGAUGUGGGUGUGGGAAUCUCAGGCCAGGAGGGCAUGCAGGCAGUGAUGGCCAGCGACUUUGCAGUGCCGAGAUUCCGAUACCUCCAGAGACUCUUAAUUGUUCACGGACAUUGGUGCUAUUCCCGACUUGCCAACAUGGUGCUGUAUUUCUUCUACAAAAACACAAUGUUCGUGGGCCUCCUGUUUUGGUUCCAGUUUUACUGUGGCUUCUCUGCAUCCACCAUGAUUGACCAGUGGUAUCUGAUCCUCUUUAAUCUGCUCUUCUCAUCGCUUCCCCAGCUCGUGACUGGGGUGCUGGACAAGGACGUGCCAGCCUAUGUGCUGCUGACUGAGCCACAGCUCUAUAGGAGUGGCCAGCACAUGGAGGAAUAUCGGCCGCGUACAUUCUGGUUGAACAUGGCCGACGCUGCCUUCCAGAGCCUGGUGUGCUUUUUCGUUCCUUACCUGGCCUACUACGACUCAGACACAGACGUGUUCACCUGGGGGACCCUCAUCACGGCGAUCGCACUGUUCACCUUCCUGCUGCACCUGGGUAUUGAAACCAAGACAUGGACCUGGCUCAACUGGACAGCCUGUGGCCUCAGUAUCCUUCUAUUUUUCACUGUGGCUUUGAUUUACAAUGCUUCGUGUGCAACUUGUUAUCCUCCGUCCAACCCUUAUUGGACAAUGCAAAUAUUAAUGGGCGACCCCAUGUUUUACUUGACUUGUCUCCUAACGUCUGUCACCGCGCUGCUGCCCAGAUUGUUUUUCAAAGCCCUGCAGGGGAGCCUUUUCCCCACCCAACUUCAGCUGGGACGCCAGUUCACCAAGAAGUCCCCCAAGAAAUUCAAUGCUCCCAAAGAGACCUUUGCUCAGGGACAUCUCCCAGGAGAAAUGAGAACUGAACCGGCGGAACAGAAGAGCGUUAGUACCUCUGGACCCCUCUCCCAGGACUGCACCUUGCCGGUGUCUUGGCACACGCAACAGCCAUCCUGCUCCCCAGAGGCCAGCGGGGAGCCCAGCACAGUGGACAUGGGCGUACCUUUGAGGGAGGACACCCUGCUGGCGGGACUGAGCAGUCAGACCCCAGGGUCCUCCAUGCCAGAAGAGGCUGUCUUGGAAGGGUGUCCUGGGGACUCCAAGAGAAAACCCACCAGCACCAGUAGGACAACCCUCCUGUCGUCCAUCUUCAACCUGCCUACCUUCAGCUCACUCAACUGGAUUUCCUCCCUCUCAUUGGUCAGCAGGCUGGGAAGUGUCUUACAGUUCUCCCGAGGUAGUUUACAGAUGGACAAGCAGGACAGCGAAUUCUUGCCCAGCGCCCCUCAGCCAGAACAGGACCUUAAACGGGCAGACCACGGACUACUUCUAGGAGCAUCUUCCAGGGACUGCAGCUGACAGCAGCCACUGUGAAAACCUUGAAAUGGCCUUUUUUAUAACAUAGAUGGUUUAUUAUUUGCACAGAAGAGUUCUAGUGAGAUGUAUUUUAUAUGUUUCAAAGGCUAACACGGGAAACAAAAGGUACCAAAAAAGAAAGUAUACUUUUUAAAAGUUCUAAGUAGAGUAUAUUGGAAAGAAAAAUAAGAACUUUAACAUACAUAAAGUUUAAAGAAGAGUGACACUUGAAAAGUGUGUUUAGAUUUAUUUUUUCAUCUCAUUUUAUAAGAAAAUGCAGUAUGAUUGGUUUUCUACAACAUGCGUGACCUUUGCUUUCCCCAUGUGUAAAUGUGUGUGUGAGCACCAGGAACCUGGGUGGGUGUGGACAGCAGUGAGGGGAGGUGACAGAGGGGCAAGCAUGUGGCCCCCAACAGCAGACCCCCCCCCAGUCUGUCUCCCGAUUCUGCUACCUUGGGAGAGCGGGGGCUCCAUUUCCCCCAGAAAAUUGAAAAUGAGAACUCAAGAAAAACACAUACAUGAAGUUCAUUCCACCAUUCAAUUUGACACAGGCAUUUCAUAAAGAUCGCCUUGUGGGUAUUAUGGUUCCUGUGUAGAGUCUUGCUUGUCAAAAUCCUAACAAUAAACAACUUCACUUAACAAAGA